Rhizophagus irregularis DAOM 181602=DAOM 197198 is the source of this 3412-nucleotide messenger RNA. RefSeq lists its product as uncharacterized. Gene Ontology annotation, cellular component: cell periphery; cell septum. Gene Ontology annotation, molecular function: chitin synthase activity. The record is from RefSeq and is a predicted model, not a curated record. NCBI's taxonomy places the organism in Eukaryota, Fungi, Glomeromycota, Glomeromycetes, Glomerales, Glomeraceae.
CUUGAUUUUUUUAUUUUAAAAGAAUGAUGAAAUUAAUAUUUAUAGAAAUGUAUAACUGAUCGAACGUUAGUCUAUUUUUAAAGAUUCACUUUAUUUGGCUUAGAACAACAGCCCAUUCGUUAAUCAAAAUCCUUUUGAUGGUUACUAGUAAUCAAAUCUCCUGAUUUUCUUUGUGGCGUACCGAAUAAAAUUUAGUUCAAUAAGUUCAACAUGCAUUAAUAUUACUUCUGAGAUAAAUAUGGAACAAUUAUAUAUCCGUAGACUAAAAAAUUUUCCUUUAUUAAAAUUGUUUUCUCUCUAAAAAUAAAAAUUUUUAUUAUUUUCACGCGAAUUAUUUAAUAAAAUGGAAGACGCGACUUACGCGCUUCCAACAAGCGGAACGGGUACACUUCGAAGAGGUAAAACCCUAACCAGACCUGAAAGAUAUCAGCCUGCUUCUCCUCUACUUACUGGUAAAAAAGAAAGAAAACCUUUAGAUCCUUGGGUUCUGUUUACACGUGCAGUUACUUUUUGGGCUCCAAGUGCCUUAUUAUCUAAAUUUUUUGGCUUACGUGAUAAACAGUCUCAACAAGCAUGGAGGGAAAAGUUUGCAUUAUGUUUCAUUGCUGCCAUCAUGGGUGGGAUUGUUGCGUUCUUGACAGUUGGUCUUAGACCCACAUUAUGUCCCAGCUCUCAGUCUAACAACGCUGAACAGUUUUUACAUUAUGGUGCUGUGGAUGGUGUGCUUGGAGUUCUCGGUUGGCAAUUUAACGUUAGUCAAGCGUUAAUAAAUGAAGUCAAUUUCUUUGAUAUAAUAGAUAAUAAUGGACCUGGUUUUGAUAUAACGAAUAAGUUCAAGCGAGAUGUUAAUGAGAUUCCAUCAUGUCUUGCGCCAGGAAUACAAAAAUUUGCCGCGGUGACUACACCAUUAUGUACUAGUGGACCUGAGUGUCCACUUCCAAAACUUACACAAUCUGCCAUUGAUCAAUAUCGACUUGUAAAUACGACAAAAAAGGUUGGAUUUGAUUUUGAUCAGGUUGGAAGGAUUAAGAAUUAUUUUGUUAUUGAUGGCGCUGUUCUUAACAUGGAUUCAUAUAUUGAGGCACACCCUAAUCCAAUUGAAAAUGAUUUGAUUGAUAAUAUUAUUCGUGAUGUGUUGAAUACUAAUCAUCCUGAGGGUGGUAAAGAUGCGACCCGCUUAUUUUACAAUCGAGAAGACACAAAACAAGUAAUAGUAUGUAUAAUGCAAAAAUAUUACGCAGGAAACAUUGAUAAGCAAACGAUUGGAUGUUUCACUUCUGACUUAUUCAAUUUAAUUUUGCUUGUUGUAAUAUUGGGAAUUGUUAUGUGUAGAUUUUUUAUGGCUUGUAUUUUCGAUUGGUUCAUUUCACAUCGUCUUGCACAUAAACCAAAGAUGGAAAAAAAGACAACAGUUUCUUCUCCUGUUAAGAGAAAAUUUAACAUGAACGAUGUAGGAAACGAUCUUUUUACAGUGUUAUUAGUCACUUGCUAUUCUGAGGGUGAAGUUGGUCUGCGUAUCACAUGUGAAUCAAUGGCUGCUACUGAUUAUCCAGAUGAUCGUAAACUUUUGUUCCUUAUAUGCGAUGGUAUAAUUACAGGUAGCGGUAAUGAUAAAAGUACUCCGGAUAUUUGUGUAGAAAUGAUGGAAGUUGUGGAAGAGUUUAAAAAUCCACGACCUAUGAGUUAUAUUGCUAUCGCUGCUGGAAAUAAGCAACACAACAUGGCAAAAGUUUAUGCUGGUCAUUAUUUAUAUAAGGAACGAAGAGUUCCAAUGAUUCUUGUUGUAAAAUGUGGUGCCCAAGAAGAACAAGGAAAACCUAAACCUGGAAACCGUGGAAAACGUGAUUCCCAAUUAAUUUUGAUGAAUUUCUUCAGCCGUAUAACAUACAAUGACCGUAUGACUGCUUUGGAUUACGAUUUAUUUAGAAAAAUUCAUCAUUUAAUGGGUGUAACACCUGAUUUUUUUGAAAUUGUCCUUAUGGUUGACGCUGAUACUAAAGUUUAUCCUAAUUCGUUAAGAUUGUUGAUCAAUUGUAUGUGCAAUGACCCUCUUAUUAUGGGUCUUUGUGGUGAAACAAAGAUCGCAAAUAAGCGUGACUCUUGGGUUACAGCUAUUCAAGUUUUCGAAUAUUAUAUUUCUCACCAUUUGGGUAAAGGAUUUGAAUCGGUAUUUGGUGGUGUCACUUGUCUCCCAGGUUGUUUCUGUAUGUAUCGUCUUAAAGCAAGAAAAGGUGAUGAUGAUUGGGUACCAAUUAUUACAAAACCAGAAAUUGUUCAAGAGUAUUCACAAAAUGAAGUUGGCACACUUCAUCAAAAGAAUUUAUUAUUGCUUGGUGAAGAUCGAUUUUUGACAACACUUAUGCUUAGAAACUUCCCUCGAAGAAAGAUGACCUUUUGUCCACAAGCUGUAUGUAAAACUGUUGUCCCCGAUGAAUUUAAAGUCUUACUUUCUCAACGUCGUCGAUGGAUUAAUUCGACAAUUCAUAAUUUGAUGGAAUUAGUAUUAGUUCGCAACCUUUGUGGAACAUUUUGUUUCUCCAUGCAAUUUGUGGUGUUUAUGGAUUUAAUGGGUACAGUUGUUUUACCUGUGGCUAUUAUGUUAACCUUUUUGUUAAUUGUAAAAUCUAUAUUGAAUCCACCAAGAAAUUUUUCCGAAACUAUACCAUUGUUAAUGUUGGUAGCGGUUCUUGGGUUACCAGCUAUAUUAAUUUUUAUAACAACAAGAAAGUUAGUUUACGUUUUAUGGAUGUUAAUUUAUUUACUUGCAUUACCUGUUUGGAAUUUUGUACUACCAAGUUAUGCAUAUUGGCAUUUUGAUGAUUUUUCAUGGGGUGAAACCAGAAAAGUUGAAGGUGAAGGUAAAGGUGAUGAUCAUGGUAAAAAAGAAGGUUCAUUUGAUUCUUCUAAAGUACCAUUAAAACGUUGGGAAGAUUGGGAACGAACAAGACUUCGUAGGAUGAAGCGAAAAGAACGUCAAAGGCAACAAAUAGCUUCAGGCGCAGUUCAUUUAACACAUCAAGUAAUACCAGAUGAUGAAUCACAGUAUGAAUUAUUGUCACCUCAAACUGAUGAUAAUUAUGCAGAAACUUCAUCUAAUAAUUCUCAAUCACAACAAUAUUAUAAUUAUCUUGACGACGAUUAUGGUUCACGUCAACAUGGACGAAUAUAACAUAUUUAAAUCUUUUUACUUUAAUAUACAUAAUAUAGGUGAUAAUAUAAUAUGUGGUAAUUUCCAUCAAAAAUUAUAGUGUAUUGUAUAUAUCUUCUAGGAUGAUUAAAAUAACUCAUGCGAUAGAACUAGAAAGUUAUAACCUAAUCUUUUUAAUUUUAAUUAUUUUUUAUUUUUAUUUUUAUUAUUUUUUUUUUUUAAUAUCCACGUUAAAAUAAAUAAAAUCACGUGAUAUUGUAUUUG